AUGAACUCGCAGUUACUUGCCCCUCUCAGCAGUAUUCAACAGGAUGGAUUGUGGUCUUUGGGUGUUAGCAAUUAUCAACCUGUGCGUGACCUUAGAGCUUUGUGUGAAAAUUUUUAUCCUCGUGGGUUUGACAGAAUUGUUUGGGAUGAUGGAGGUUUGAACAAGGUUUCUCUUUCGGCCAUCUACAAUUCUCUUCAGGAUCAUAUUAUUCCUCCACCUUGGUUAUCAUUUGUUUGGAAUAAAUUCAAAGUUUCUAAAUUUGCCUUCACUACUUGGUUAGUUAUGAAGGAAAGGCUCCUUACCAAGGAUAGGAUGCAGAGUUUUCAAAUGAAUGUUAAUCUGGACUGCCUCCUUUGUGGUAUUGACUGUGAAUCGCAUCAGCAUCUCUACUGUGCUUGUAGUUACACAAGGACUAUUCUACGUGCUUGUCCCUUGGCUGUCUCUUCUUCCUGGUUGGAUAUUUGUGCUGGACGUCCGUUAACCUCAGUUGCUGAUCCUGCUAGGACUCAUAUUGCUUACCUGUACAUUUCUGCCACGUUUUAUCAUGUGUGGACAGAACGUAAUUCUAGAAUGCAUUCCCCUGGUCAUCUCUCUCAGCCAACCUUGAUUAUUCAAAGGAUUCAAGAUACUAUGCGUAAUCGCCUUUUUUCAUGUGAAACUUUUACAAAAGCAGCUCGUUUAGAUUCUGCUUUACAUAGUUUUAUAUUCUGA
This is a messenger RNA of Daucus carota subsp. sativus, 711 nucleotides long. RefSeq lists its product as uncharacterized. The transcript has a single exon. The coding region runs from base 1 to 711 and encodes 236 amino acids. Lineage: Eukaryota; Viridiplantae; Streptophyta; Magnoliopsida; Apiales; Apiaceae. The record is from RefSeq and is a predicted model, not a curated record.